CAACCUUUUCCUCACGCUGCUGGAUUGUUGCUGUGCGUCUCAGGGUGAGAAACAGAAGUGCAGUGAAACUUAACUUUAUUUAUGUCCACUUUAUUUUUUUUGACAAGUUACCUUUAAACAGCAUAAAGUUACAUCUGUUGUUGUCCAGGGUGUCGCAAGCGUCAGCUGCCCCCCGUUAGCUGUUAGCUUGUUAGCAGAGUCUGGAUUAGUCCGUUUAUUUCACCGUUGCAGCUAAAUAUGCCACAGUAGCAGUUUUUCCCUGACAACCCUAUGAGUAAAAGAGCAAGGACUGUGGGGAAGGUGUGAUGGAAAAAUCAGCGGAGGACAAGGAAAAGGGGACAGAUGUGGCUGUGAAGGGUCAAGCUGCCAUUAGACCACAAUUCCUGACAACCAAAGAAAAAUUUCAUGGGUUUAUUGACUCUGAGUGGCAGGGCUCAAAAGGAGAAAAGGCCAGUGAUAAUGACACAACUGAGGAGGCAAAGGAGAUCUGUGUGGAGGAACCAGAGGCUAAAAAGCUCAAACUAGACACUGAAGAAAGGACUAAGGCGGGGAAGCAAGAUGGUAAACGCCUUCGAGGACAAAAUAAGUCAAGACCGCACACUAAGCCUACUGCAUAUGAUGAAAAGCGACUGUGUCUCUCAGUCAUUCAGGCCAAUAGGGAAUGUCCCUUUGGAGACAAAUGCCACUUUCAUCAUGACGUCGCUGAGUACAUGGCCUCUAAGCCUGCUGACAUCGGGCAAAGCUGCUACCUCUACGGCACGUUUGGAAAGUGUGCUUAUGGUCUCUCCUGCCGCUUCGCCAAGGCGCACACGACACCUGACUUCAAAACCAUGGAGAACACAGAUCUAGUUAAGGCUCGUGAAGGCAGGAACCCGGUGAAGAACAGCUUGAGUAAAGACCUCCAGAAUCGUCUGAGGAAGCGCUCGGUGGCCUUCAAAAAGUCAGAAGAGUACCUGAAAACACUUUCAAACAACAGAGACAAGAAAGAGCAGCAAGGGAACGGUAAAGCUUGUGUAGCUGAAGUAUCUCCAAAUCCAACAGUCGGGGAGCAGCUAUUGUCUACUGAAGCAGAGACACAGCUGCAGUCCAGCCCUGACAAACAGCCUCCAGUGAAGACUGUUGGCCCACUGACUGAUGCAGAUGUCAUCAAGUUGCGCCCAUGUGAAAAGAAACAGGUGGACUUUCAAGACAAGCUCUACCUUGCUCCUCUAACAACUUGUGGAAAUCUGCCUUUCCGUCGCGUGUGCAAGCGUUUUGGUGCAGACAUCACCUGUGGGGAGAUGGCCAUGUGCACAAACCUGCUGCAGGGGCAGCAGUCAGAGUGGGCCCUCCUCAAGAGGCAUGAAAGUGAAGAUCUUUUUGGCGUCCAGGUGGAGGGCUGCUUCCCCGACACCAUGACAAGGUGUGCAGAGCUUAUCAACAACAACACUGAUGUUGACUUUGUGGACAUCAACUCUGGAUGCCCCAUUGAUCUUGUCUACAAGAAGGGCGGAGGCUGCGGCUUGAUGACACGCACCAGAAAGUUUGAACAGAUAGUCAAAGGAAUGAACUGUGUCCUUGAUGUCCCUUUAACAGUCAAGAUCCGCACUGGUGUUCAGGAGAAGAGCAACAUAGCACACAAACUCAUCCCAGAGAUGAAAAAAUGGGGUGUCUCCAUGAUCACCUUGCAUGGCCGAUCCAGAGAGCAGCGCUACACCAAAUUAGCUGACUGGGAUUAUAUCACCACCUGCUCCGAGCUGGCUAGUCCUGUCCCACUUUUUGGAAAUGGAGACAUUCUGUCCUAUGAAGAUGCCAUGAAAGCGAGAGAGACCGGAGUUUCUGGUAUAAUGAUUGCAAGGGGUGCUCUCAUUAAGCCUUGGAUCUUCACUGAGAUAAAGGAGAGCAGACACUGGGACAUCUCGUCCAGUGAGCGACUGGACAUCCUCAGGGAUUUCACCAACUUCGGUCUGGAGCACUGGGGCUCCGACACUCGAGGCGUGGAGAAGACCCGCACCUUCAUGCUGGAGUGGCUGUCCUUCAUGUGCAGAUAUAUUCCUGUGGGCUUGUUGGAGCGAGUGCCUCAGAAAAUCAAUGAGCGACCUCCGUACUACAUGGGCAGAAACUACCUGGAGUCACUGAUGGCGAGUCAAAACGUUGGGGACUGGGUCAGGAUUAGUGAAAUGCUUCUGGGUCCUGUACCGAAGAAUUUCAACUUUUUGCCCAAACAUAAAGCAAAUGCCUACAAGUGAUUUUCUCUUUGUCAGGUUUUUGAUUAUAUUGUUUCUUUUUUUUCUUGGCUCUGGAGAAUAAGACUUAAAGAAAGAAAAACCUAAUGUGUUUCAAACGAUGAAGACUGUUUAAUAGUCUGUUUAUUUGACCUGUGGUGCAGUUGUAGAAUACAUGGCUGUUUGUGUACUUGAAAUAUAUGCAAUAAAGUCUUU
Molecule: messenger RNA, 2420 nt
Organism: Seriola dumerili (greater amberjack)
Lineage: Eukaryota; Metazoa; Chordata; Actinopteri; Carangiformes; Carangidae
Gene: dus3l
Product: dihydrouridine synthase 3 like
Exons: 16
Coding region: 306-2228 (640 amino acids)
Biological process (GO): tRNA processing
Molecular function (GO): RNA binding; flavin adenine dinucleotide binding; tRNA dihydrouridine synthase activity
Source: RefSeq, a predicted model, not a curated record